CACACGAUUCGUUUUAGACCUCUUAUAAAACGUACCUACUGCGUUUCUUCGAUAUAUUGUGACUCUUGGGUCAAUAUAUCGACAACAACAAACUUUUCGUUCACACUGAAAGAUGAAAUCAUUUAUGUUCGUUAUGGUUUUGGGCACGUGCAUGAUGGCCAUGUGCCUAUCAAUGCCCCAGGGAUCCAAAGAAGGAGCUAUUUUUACGAAUGAAGCAAUCAGGCAAGCACAGAAUACACAUCUGAUACCGCAAAAUGCUCAGAUUCAGAAGGUUCAAGAAGGUGUUGAGUUGGCCGCGUACGAGUCGAUACCUGGAGGACAGGCCAUCAACCUGUUUGAAAUUCUUGGUGACCACGUGCCCCCAGAGGUUGUCAGCAACUUACAAACUCAGGUCGAUCAAGUUGGAAAACAAUGAAAAACAACUAGAUUAUAAUUUAACUCAAAAUAUAAUUUAGUUUACUAAAAUAAGUUUGAAUAGCCCUCAUUAACAGGUUUCAAGUACCUACAGUAUUUCAUAACAUUUUUGAUGCCGAGUUUUAAUCCAUCAUGUAUUUUGGUCUCUCACCAUGUGUUAUGUAAUAUUGUUAUCGAUUAGUUUUUAACAGAGAAAGUAAUGUUUAUUUUUCAAAGAAAGUGCUUUCACCCAAUGUUUUUUUUUUUUUUUUUGACAAAUA
This is a messenger RNA of Sipha flava (yellow sugarcane aphid), 674 nucleotides long. RefSeq lists its product as uncharacterized. The record is from RefSeq and is a predicted model, not a curated record. The transcript has 2 exons. The coding region runs from base 113 to 415 and encodes 100 amino acids. NCBI's taxonomy places the organism in Eukaryota, Metazoa, Arthropoda, Insecta, Hemiptera, Aphididae.